AUGGUGUUAAUAACAGAGGAGAAAGGAAAGGAUUCAAAGAUUCAAGAGAAUGGAGUGGCUGGAGGAGUUGGACUUCUCCACUCAGAGCACAGAGCCAACAAAGUGGCUACUGUUACACAUGCUCCAAUCAUCACCAUGGUUGACGAAGAUGAAGAUGAGCAUGAGCCUUCAGAAGAGGACCCCGAUGAAGAGGUUGAGCUUGAUUACACUCGAAACUAUUGGGAGGAUGAGGACGAUAUCUAUCAGGAAUUUGAGGAGUUGGACUUUGAGGCCCUGCCAGACACACAGAGCAUCUCCUCAGAUGAAUCCUUCUACCCCCCGGACAAUUCAUUUGUCCCUCUCUUGUUCCGCUCUCCAAGCCCUGACAGCCCUGAACCAAUUUCUUUUUUCAAGGCUUGCUGCAACAACAAUGCUAUUAUAGUCAAGAUUAUGAUUAGACAAGGAGUGACUGAAGAGGAAGUGAAGGAGACAGACAGGAACAGAAGAUCUGGCCUCAUUGUGGCAUGUUACCAUGGCUACGUGGAUGUAGUCAUCGCCCUCUCUCAGUGCCCAUAUCUGGAUGUUAACUGGCAGGACAAUGAGGGAAAUACCGCCCUUAUAACUGCAGCCCAAGCAGGUCAUGUAAUGAUUUCUAGCUAUCUGCUAAACUACUUCCCUGGUUUGGACAUUGAGAGGAGGAACUGUCACGGUUUCACAGCUUUGAUGAAGGCUGCCAUGCAGGGAAGACCUGAGUGUGUCAGGGCGCUCAUGCUAGCAGGAGGUGAUAUUCAGUCCCGGGACUACGGUCGCAGUAUGACCCCCAGACAAUGGGCUCUCUUCACUGGCCGAUACGAGACAGCUAACCUAAUGGAUCGACUGAUGUCAAGGCCCUGUGCUGAGCAGUUCUGUGACUCCUUCUCUCUCGAGUGGCCUAUGUUAGAGGAGCUGGUGUCCCAGGCCCAAGAGCCAAAGUCCUGCUGGAGGCGUCUUAUCAACCACCUUUUUUGCUGCUCUUAUAGGUUUUACAUGAACAGUAAGGUAAAUCCUGUGGAUGAUGGCGUUCUUGAGCAUAUGGUCCUGAUCACCACUGGUAUCUCAAGUCCAUUCAUUGCUACAGCAUGCCACACGGUGUGCCCAGGCAGCCCGCCGUGCAUUGGGAAGCGACGUCAUGCAGUGCAGGAAAUUCUAAGGAGACAGAGGUUGGCCGAGCUAAAGCGCCUAGGUCCAGAUAGACUGAACAACUACAAGAAAUUUUUCCAGAACUCACGGGUCCUCCUAAUUCCCAAGGUGAAGGACCGAAGGGCAAGCCUGCAGCCUCAGCUGCUUAGUGACAUGGCUGCAGCGUCCACAGUGGCCAUAAGACGAGCAAGCCUUCUGCCGCUAAACAUGCUGAGGAGGAGCAGCGUGAGGCCAGGCAUUGUGGUGCCAAAAGUGAGGCUCUGCAAGGCCCCACCCCCAAGCUUUGUACCAGAAAAACUCAGAGGCAACAGUAACAGUAACCAGCUCCAGAUCCCUAAAUGGGAUUACAAGAUGAAGAAAGUAGAGAAGAAACAGGAGGAAGAGAAGCAAAGAAUGCUUUCUCUGACAAGGAGGAGGUGAAUCAGAAGAAGAAGAAAUCAAAGCAGAAUACGAUUUUUUGCAACUUCCUCAUAAAACUUGAAAGAGCCUGGUUGAAAAUCCCUUAUACAGCUCUCAGAGAGCUCAGAACUGCACUUCUAUAGAAAGCCUGAACAAUUAAAGCGAAUAAUAAUUAAUUUCUUUUUGUAUUCUAAUUGCUGAGAGAUUGUUGACAUUGGUG
This is a messenger RNA of Melanotaenia boesemani (Boeseman's rainbowfish), 1777 nucleotides long. It is a transcript of the gene ankrd33bb, whose product is annotated as ankyrin repeat domain 33Bb. The transcript has 5 exons. The coding region runs from base 1 to 1578 and encodes 525 amino acids. NCBI's taxonomy places the organism in Eukaryota, Metazoa, Chordata, Actinopteri, Atheriniformes, Melanotaeniidae. The record is from RefSeq and is a predicted model, not a curated record. Gene Ontology annotation, molecular function: protein binding.